GGGGCCACGAGCGGGGCGGACGGACGUGCCCGGAGCUUGUGUGAGGUGACAGGACAAAGAUGCUGAACUUAAGGACUUGUGUGGCAAAGCUGAGGCCCUUGACAGCCUCUCAGACUGUAAAGACUCUUCCCCAGCACAGGCUGGCAGCACCCAGGACGUUUGCACGCAUCAGGUGCUACAGUGCACCGGUGGCUGCAGAGCCUUUUUUAAGUGGGACUAGUUCAAACUACGUGGAGGAAAUGUACUAUGCUUGGCUGGAGAACCCCAAAAGUGUCCAUAAGUCGUGGGACAUCUUCUUCCGCAACGCCAAUGCCGGAGCUGCUCCAGGCACCGCUUACCAAAGCCCUCCCCCACUCAGCUCCAGCCUCUCCUCCCUGUCCCAAGCCCAGUUCCUGGUUCAGGCACAGCCCAACGUAGACAAGCUGGUGGAGGAUCAUCUGGCAGUGCAAUCCCUCAUCAGGGCCUACCAGGUCAGGGGCCACCACAUUGCAAAGCUGGACCCCCUGGGCAUUAGUUGUGUAAAUUUUGAUGAUGCUCCCCUCACCGUCUCUCCAAACGUCGAUCUUGCAGUAUUCAAGGAGCGGCUGAGAGUGUUAACAGUAGGAGGUUUUUACGGGCUGGACGAGUCUGACCUGGACAAAGUUUUCCACCUGCCCACAACCACUUUCAUCGGUGGGAAUGAGUCUGCUCUGCCCCUGCGGGAAAUCAUCCGCCGGCUAGAGAUGGCUUAUUGCCAGCACAUUGGUGUGGAGUUCAUGUUCAUCAACGACCUGGAGCAGUGCCAGUGGAUCCGGCAGAAGUUUGAGACCCCUGGCAUCAUGCAGUUCACCAACGAGGAGAAGCGAACACUGCUGGCCCGGCUGGUGCGCUCCACCAGGUUUGAGGAGUUUCUCCAUCGGAAAUGGUCUUCAGAGAAGCGUUUUGGUCUGGAGGGCUGUGAGGUGCUGAUCCCAGCCUUAAAGACCAUCAUUGAUAAGUCAAGUGAGAAGGGAGUGGAUUAUGUGAUCAUGGGGAUGCCCCACAGGGGCCGCCUGAAUGUGCUUGCCAAUGUGAUCAGGAAAGAACUGGAGCAGAUCUUCUGCCAGUUUGACUCCAAGCUGGAGGCUGCUGAUGAGGGCUCUGGGGAUGUGAAGUACCACCUGGGGAUGUACCACCGGCGGAUCAACCGCGUCACCGACAGGAACAUCACCCUGUCCCUGGUGGCAAACCCCUCCCACCUGGAGGCAGCUGACCCUGUUGUGCAGGGCAAGACCAAGGCAGAGCAGUUCUACUGUGGGGACACGGAGGGGAAGAAGGUGAUGUCCAUCCUGCUGCAUGGGGACGCUGCCUUUGCGGGGCAGGGCAUCGUGUAUGAGACCUUCCACCUGAGUGACCUGCCCUCCUACACCACCCAUGGCACUGUCCACGUGGUGGUCAACAACCAGAUUGGCUUCACCACAGACCCCAGGAUGGCUCGCUCCUCCCCGUACCCCACCGAUGUGGCCCGUGUGGUCAACGCCCCUAUCUUCCACGUCAACGCCGAUGACCCCGAGGCCGUCGUCUAUGUCUGCAAUGUGGCAGCAGAGUGGAGAAGCACCUUCCACAAGGAUGUGGUGGUGGACUUGGUGUGCUACAGACGCAAUGGUCACAACGAGAUGGACGAGCCCAUGUUCACCCAGCCCCUGAUGUACAAGCAGAUCCGGAAGCAGAAGCCUGUGCUGCAGAAAUACGCAGAGCUGCUCAUUUCCCAGGGAGUGGUCAAUCAACCAGAAUAUGAGGAGGAGAUUGCCAAGUAUGAUAAGAUCUGUGAGGAGGCCCAUGCCAGGUCCAAGGAUGAGAAGAUUUUGCACAUCAAGCACUGGCUGGACUCACCCUGGCCUGGUUUCUUCACUCUGGAUGGGCAACCACGGAGCAUGAGCUGCCCCUCCACUGGGCUGAACGAGGAGGACCUGACACACAUUGGGCAAGUGGCCAGCUCGGUGCCCGUGGAGGAUUUCACUAUCCAUGGAGGUUUGAGCCGAAUCCUGAAGACCCGUGGGGAGAUGGUGAAGAACCGGACAGUGGACUGGGCUCUGGCAGAGUACAUGGCCUUUGGCUCCCUGCUGAAGGAGGGCAUCCACAUCCGCCUGAGCGGCCAGGACGUGGAGAGGGGCACCUUCAGCCAUCGCCACCACGUCCUGCACGACCAGAACGUGGACAAGAGGACCUGCAUCCCCAUGAACCACCUCUGGCCCAACCAGGCUCCCUACACCGUCUGCAACAGCUCCCUCUCAGAGUAUGGCGUCCUGGGAUUCGAGCUGGGCUUUGCCAUGGCCAGCCCCAACGCCCUGGUGCUGUGGGAGGCGCAGUUUGGGGACUUCCACAACACUGCUCAGUGCAUCAUCGAUCAGUUCAUCUGCCCCGGGCAGGCCAAGUGGGUGCGGCAGAAUGGCAUCGUCUUGCUGCUUCCCCAUGGCAUGGAGGGCAUGGGUCCCGAGCACUCCUCUGCCCGCCCCGAGCGGUUCCUGCAGAUGUGCAACGACGACCCUGACGUCUUCCCUAAGGUGCUGGAUGACUUUGACGUGCGCCAGCUCUACGACUGCAACUGGAUCGUGGUGAACUGCUCCACUCCUGCCAACUUCUUCCACGUCCUGCGGCGCCAGAUCCUGCUGCCCUUCCGCAAACCGCUCAUCAUCUUCACUCCAAAGUCACUGCUGCGCCACCCUGAAGCCCGCUCCAGCUUUGACGACAUGCUGCCAGGCACCCACUUCCUCCGUGUCAUCCCUGAGAGUGGCCCUGCGGCGCAGUGCCCUGAUCAGGUGCAGCGGCUGCUGCUCUGCACUGGCAAGGUCUACUACGACCUGACCCGUGAGCGCAAGGCACGGCAGAUGGAGGGCACCGUGGCCAUCACCAGGGUGGAGCAGCUCUCGCCCUUCCCCUUUGACCUGCUGCAGCAGGAGGCUGAGAAGUACCCAGCUGCGGAGCUGGUGUGGUGCCAGGAGGAGCACAAGAACCAGGGCUACUAUGACUACGUCAAACCCCGGCUGCGCACCACCAUAAACCGCGCCAAGCCCGUCUGGUAUGCAGGGCGGGAGCCAGCAGCUGCCCCUGCCACCGGCAACAAGAAAACUCACCUGACGGAGCUGCAGCGGCUCCUCGACACGGCCUUCAACCUCGACGCUUUCAAGGGCCUGGCCUGAGUGCCAGCCUGCUGCUGGCAGCACAGUCCCGUCUGUGUCUGUCCCUUGCUGGUCUCUCCUCCUCCCUCCUCAACUACAGACCCCGUCAAACCCUACGCUGGU
This is a messenger RNA of Indicator indicator, 3260 nucleotides long. It is a transcript of the gene OGDH, whose product is annotated as oxoglutarate dehydrogenase. Lineage: Eukaryota; Metazoa; Chordata; Aves; Piciformes; Indicatoridae. Gene Ontology annotation, molecular function: oxoglutarate dehydrogenase (succinyl-transferring) activity; thiamine pyrophosphate binding. The record is from RefSeq and is a predicted model, not a curated record. Gene Ontology annotation, cellular component: oxoglutarate dehydrogenase complex; mitochondrion. Gene Ontology annotation, biological process: tricarboxylic acid cycle. Bases 60 to 3158 code for a protein of 1032 amino acids. The transcript is spliced from 24 exons.